GCGGACGGAGAGGAGGAGGGAGGAGCCCCGCGCGCGUUCCUCCGGAGGACUCAUGUGGAGAGAUAAGCGCUGGGAAAGUUUUCUGCCGGAGAAUUCAUGACCAAAACAGGGUGAAUAAGAGUGAGAAGACUGCAGUGGAGGCACAAUGUUUAAAGCAGUACUGAAAAUGAACAGAGAUGGAGGGAAGGGAAGCAAGAAGGAUACGGUUGGUGAGCCGCACUUGCUUGGUGCCCAGAGGAAAGGGCUGGGCAGUGCUGUACAGGACCCUGCCAGUAUUGCUCCUUGUCCUGCUGAAGAGAGGCUGAGGCUCAGCUUGUCUAAAGGAGUGUCCAUGUCCCUGCCGUCCUCACCCCUGCUGCCCCGACAGAACUAUAUGAUGCCCUCGCGGUCCUGCAAGAAAUCUCCAGGACCCGUCAGAAAGCCCAAAUAUGUGGAGAGUCCUCGAGUUCCUGCAGAUGCCAUCACGUCUGCGCUAAGGAAGGCAGCCGACAGCAAAGAUGAGCCGGCUAGUCCUGGCCCCUCCCCCGCCACUCAGGAGUUGAUGACACGGUUGGGCUUCUUGCUGGGCGAAGGCAUCCCGGGCUCUGCACGCAUACCUAUGGACAACAAGAAUGAAAAGAAGUGCUCAGUGAAUCAAGGGGUGAGUCCUUGCUCCACACUGACCAGUAGCACAGCUUCUGCGUGUACAGACAGCCCCUGCUCCACUCUGAACAGCAGCGCCAGCCACCCUCCCACCAGCCAGCGCAGCCCCUGCGGCACUAUCACCAGCCCCAGCUCCACUUUGGAAAGCAAGGACAGUGGGAUCAUAGCCACCAUCACCAGCUCCUCUGAGAAUGAUGACCGCAGUGGGUCCAGUUUGGAAUGGAGUAAGGAGGGAAGUGUAAGAGGAGGUGGGCACCAUGCGCUGGCUCCAGCCGCCGCGCGUGCGGACACCUGCUCUCCAGUGGCUGAGGAGGAAGUGUCCACAGCUGCUACAGACGCCUCUGCGAUCAGCCGGGUCGCAGCCGCUGUGACUGCGGGAACAGGGGCAGGAGCGUCCAAUGCUGAGGGUCCAGUCCAUUACCCAACACAGAGCUUCUCCAGCCUCAUGAUGCCCAGGCCCAACUCAGUCGCAGCUACCAGUUCCACUAAAUUGGAAGACCUGAGCUAUCUUGAUGAGCAGCGUAACACACCACUGCGCACCUCCAUACGGAUGCCCUGGCACAACACCGGAGGAAGGCCACCCCAAGACAGAGCACGCUUCGCUCCAUAUAAGCCUGCGGAUAUCAUGCUAAAGCCUCUACUGUUUGAGGUUCCCAGCAUCACUACGGACUCGGUGUUUGUGGGCCGAGAUUGGCUGUUCCAGCAGCUGGAGGAUGUCCUGACUGACAGUCAAACAGGCGAGAGCCGUGGGGUCACUGUCGUGGGCAACGUGGGCUUUGGAAAGACGGCCAUCAUCUCCCGAUUGGUAGCCCUCAGUUGCCAUGGAGGCCGUAUGAGACAGAUCGCCUCCAAUAGUCCCAACGCUUCCCCCAAAACUGGGGAGCAGGGCUCAGAGUUACCAUUGAGUCAGCCAACACAGCCCACCCCACCGCCCAGCGCUACCAACACACUGCAGACCGACAGCUGCCCCAGUACACCUGAGCUCCGCAGACACAGAGAGGAGGCUGUCAAGCGGCUCGCAUCAAAGGUGGUUGCAUAUCAUUACUGCCAGGCUGACAACACCUACACCUGUCUUGUGCCUGAGUUUGUGCACAGUAUCGCUGCCCUUCUCUGCAGAUCCCACCAGCUCACGGCCUUUAGGGAGCUCCUUCUGAAAGAACCACACCUUCAGAGCAUGCUCAGCCUGCGCUCCUGCGUCCAGGACCCAAUGGCUGCUUUCCGCAGGGGCGUACUGGAGCCUCUUAUCAACCUGCGCAAAGAGAGAAAGAUUCCAGAAGAGGAUUACGUCAUCUUGAUCGAUGGGCUGAACGAAGCAGAGUUUCACAAGCCAGACUAUGGUGACACCAUUGCGUCAUUCAUUACCAAGAUUAUUUCAAAGUUCCCCACCUGGCUCAAACUCAUCAUCACUGUACGGGUCAGUUUACAGGAGAUCACCAGUCUGCUGCCCUUUACUACGAUCAGCCUGGAUGACUUUCCCGAUAACAAGGAGAUCGGCGCAGACCUGAACGCCUACAUCCAGCACCGUAUCAACAGCAGCCGUGACAUCCUGAACAACAUCUCUCUGAACGGAAAGGCUGACCCCAUUAUUGUGGGCAAGGUCAGCUCCCACCUCAUCUCCCGCAGCCAGGGGUCAUAUCUCUACCUGAAACUCACCCUGGACCUGUUUGAGAGGGGCCACCUUGUCAUCAAAAGUGCCAGCUACAAGGUGGUGCCUGUCUCCCUCUCUGAGCUGUACCUGCUGCAGUGCAACAUGAAGUUCAUGAGCAACUCUGCGUUUGAGCGCGCCGUGCCCAUCCUCAACGUGGCCCUGGCGUCUCUGCACCCGAUGACGGACGAGCAGCUGUUCCAGGCUCUAAACGCCGGCUGUGUGCGAGGAGACCUUCAGUGGGAUGAUUUCCAGCAGCGCAUGGAUAUGCUCUCCAGUUUCUUGAUCAAGCGCAGAGAUAAGACACGCAUGUUCUGUCACCCGUCCUUCAGAGAGUGGCUCGUGUGGAGAGCUGACGGUGAAAGCUCAGACUUCCUCUGCGACUCCAGGAGUGGACACGCCCUGAUGGCAUUCAUGUUGUCCAGGCAGGAGGGCAAGUUAAACAGGCAGCAGACAAUGGAGCUUGGGCACCACAUUCUGAAAGCACAUAUAUUUAAGGGUCAAAGUAAAAGGACUGGAGUAUCAUCUAGUGUCCUGCAGGGUUUAUGGAUCAGCUGCAGCACCGACAGCCUGUCUGCUGCCCUGGCGUCUCUAAGGAACCUAUACACACCUAAUGUCAAGGUGAGCCGCUUACUGAUGUUGGGUGGGGCAAACGUGAACUACCGUACGGAGGUGCUAAACAAUGCGCCAGUGCUGUGUGUACAAGCACACCUCGGUCAUCAGGAGAUGGUGGGUUUGCUGCUGGAGUUUGGGGCAAAUGUGGAUGUAGUAUCGGAGAAUGGUACCAGUGCACUCAGUUAUGCUGCCGCAGCCGGUCACCUGGGCCUCAUCAGCAUGCUCUGCAAGAGAGGAGCCAAGGUGGAUCACGUGGAUAAGAGUGGACAAUGUGCUCUGGUGCAUGCAGCUCUGAGGGGGCAUCCUGACAUUAUCCAAUACCUGCUGGAACAGCAGUGGAGCAGAGAGGAUCAGCAGCAUGAGCUCAGCCUGAAGAGCAAAGCCCUGCAGCAAGCUCUUAUAGCAGCUUCCAGCAUGGGACACACGCAGGUGGUGAAAAGUUUAUUGGACCUAAAGAAUGAGUUGGUUGUGCAGAUUGAUGCUCAUGAUACACUGUGGGGAGAAACAGCUCUUACAGCAGCAGCAGGUCGGGGGAAGAUGGAUGUGUGUACUUACCUGUUGGAGGAAGGUGCACAGGUUCAGCAGGUGAACAGAAGAGGAAUGUGUGCGCUUUUUUGCGCUGUGAGACAGGGACACUGGCAGAUAGCGGAUGUGUUGUUGCAACAUGGUGCAGAUGUGAAUGGAAGUGAUAAGCAGGGGCGCACAUUGCUGAUGGUAGCAGCAAGUGAGGGCCAUCUUAGCACUGUGGAAUUCCUGCUCUCUAAAGGCGCCUCUUUUACAUCGGUGGAUAAGGAGGGGUUAACUCCUCUGAGCUGGGCGUGCUUGAAAGGACAUAAGAACGUGGUUCAGUUCCUGGUGGAGAAGGGUGCGGUUAUAGACCACUCAGACAAGAAUGGACGCACUCCUCUGGACCUGGCAGCUUUCUAUGGAGAUGCAGAGAUUGUGCAUUAUCUGGUGGAGAGAGGAGCUGUGAUUGAGCAUGUGGAUUACAGUGGAAUGAGGCCUUUGGAUCGGGCGAUAGGCUGCAGGAACACUUCAGUGGUUGUCACUUUACUCAGGAAAGGGGCUAAACUAGGCUACAGAACAUCUCCUUAUGAUCGAACAGGUAACGCCGCUUGGGCAAUGGCCACGUCUAAGCCUGACAUCCUCAUAAUCCUGCUACAGAAGCUCAUGGAGGAGGGCAACCUGCUUUACAAGAGAGGGAAGAUGAAGGAGGCAGCUCAGAGGUAUCAGUAUGCUCUGAGGAAGUUUCCCAGAGAAGGCUUUGGUGAAGAGCUGAAGGCAUUUCGAGAGCUGAGAGUCUCUCUGUACCUCAACCUUUCACGCUGCCGCAGAAAAACCAACGACUUUGGCAUGGCUGAGGAGUUUGCCACAAAGGCACUGGAGCUGAAGCCUAAGUCCUAUGAAGCGUACUAUGCUCGAGCCCGGGCUAAGAGGAGCAGCAGGCAGUUCACUGCAGCAUUAGCUGAUCUGCAUGAGGCAACUAAGCUCUGCCCCAACAAUCGUGAGAUCCGGCGACUCCUGUCCAGAGUAGAGGAGGAGUGCAAACAAAUGCAGCGUGCCCAAAACAAACAGCAGGGGGCAUCAAAUCAGUCUGAAGGUGACCACGACUCAGACCGUGAGCGUGAAGAGGGGGAGGAAGAUGAUCUGACGGAGUCUAACAGUCUGGGGAGGGACCUGGAUGAAGAGGAGACCUCUCAGCUUGACUCCAGAGCUGAGCCCUGGGCGCAGAACAUCUACCAAUUUAAUCGGACCUUGCCGGACUCUGUGGGUAACGGUCAACAAUCCGGCCGCCCGGGCUCUCCUUCCCACAGACAAAGCCAGAGGCAACACCAGCGGGAGCCGGUGGCCCACAAAAGCCUGAUUCUGCAGCCCACCAAACACGCCCAAAUUGUUAAAACCAACCAACACCUAAUCUCCCUCCAGGCAAGUUCUACACAGCCGACAGCCAGCAGUAAGUCUCAAACCCAUGGCCAUUCAAGCCCGCUUCCUGGACGCCACAUGCUGAAGGCAGGACCAGGCAUUGACAUCAGCCCUCUACCUGCCUCUAGUGAUGAAUUAGGCCACGCAACCACUGCCACAGGUCAUCAUGAAAGUGAAGGUAUCCUCCUGUCUCAGGCAUACUCCUCCUCAAGCUCCUGCAGGGCUCCAGAGAGACUCUCGGCCCAUUCUGUGAGUUCUUUGGAAGGUCUGGUUCUGUCAGCAGCACCUGGAUCACAGGAUCUUAGAAAAGAGACAGCGCAGGGAGCAGGUUCGGGCUCUGGGUCUCAGGCAGGUAGUAUGAGGGUCUCCAGCUCGACCAGCAGUCUGGCAUCCAGCAGCAGCCUGUCAGACAGUGGGAAGCUUCAAGGCCCAGAUGUUCGCACCAAAACCAGUGUGGACAAAAGCAAGCCAGCACAGGGAGGAACUGCGGAAUACAAACCCAGACCUUUCAUGGGCAUUAUGGACAAGACGGCACGCUUUCAGCAACAGCAGCAGCAGUGCCUUCAGUCUCGUGGCUGGCAGACUCACUCCUCAGACAGCCACACUAUGUCUUCAGCAGGAGUGAACUGUGAGUUAGCAUACUCCAAACCCAGCAACACUUACCACGAGCAGCUCAAGGCUUCUUCUCAGGGAGCUGCUCUCGGGAGCCUGCACAACGGCAGCCUGCACGCUAAAGAAUUCAACGACAAGUUCUGCCAGGCCGCCACCUGUUACAAAGAAUCCAAGCCAGCUGUUGCCAUGGCGCAUUCCUACACGGACAGUAAGCCCAAGCACCCCAGCUUAGCCCGAGAUAAUCCUGCCAUUCAUGUAGCUUCAAUGAAACCAAAGCGAUCCUUUAUCGAGUCUAAUGUAUAGAGCCUAUUCAGAAAACAACCGUAACCUAUAGCCCGCACUCUCUUUCACACUUUCUCUGACACCCAUGCACAGACACACACACACACGCACACCUCUAAUAUUAAAUGAAAGUAUUUUGUUUUUAUUUUCUCUCUUUUGUUUUGUUCUGUCUGUCCCAGUAAAGCCAAAAGUGUUCGCUAAGGGGCUUCUUGCUUACUAUGCUUCAGCCACACUGGAGACUUAACCACUGAAACAGGGCACACAGAAAUCAACACACAGCACUUUACAAACCAUGACUGCAAAUCUGUCAAGUGCUCAAAACACACACACACUUACAACACACACUCACAUGGGAGCUUAUGCAGUUGACUCUAAAUAAGAUUACUGUAUCACUGGUGCUGACAAACGAAUACAAAUUUAGAUAGGAAUGAGUGAUUUAAUAUCAGAAUGACAGAAGAGGUCAAUAAUAAGAGACAUUCCUGUGGUUUGAGUAGGAUCAUUAACCACUAGCGCAAUGAGUCUCAGUUCCUGUAUGAAGCCACAGCUGUAAUGGUCAUUAAGUUCUUAACAAAAUGAUGCUAAGUGUUUAAAAACAAAAUAAAAAAUAAAACACUUAACUGAACUCCAUCCAGGACUGGAUUAGAGAAUUUGCUCUAGCCUGUAAAUAGUAACAGUGUGCAUUUUCUAGCCUGUUUACGUGAAGGUCUACAUCAAUGUAUUUGGUUUGUUGAGAAAACCGUUCUGUGUAUUUUUGAGUUUUAUUUCAUGCACAUUAUUUUGGUCGUUUCAGAUGUUUGAGGUUAUAAAAAAAAUAUAUAUACCUGGUUUGUAUGUUUGUAUAGUAUACAUAUGGAUUUGCUCAUUUAAUGUUAAAAGCUGAAUUUCUCUACUUCUAUGUGCUUGUUGUUUUGCUGUCUAGGAUAAUUUAUUUACAGCGCCUCUGGCUUGGUAAUUGUAAAAGCAAUAUAUUUUAUAUAGUUAUUUUUGCACAGCUAAUAAAAAAAAAGAUUUUUAAAUUUCAAUAAGAAGAUCUAUAAAUAUGGAGAUCACAUGGGCUGAAGUGCAUGUCACAGUUGCCAUUUUUAAUAAAAGAGUUAAUACAGUAUACAGUGAAAAUAUGAGAGAUAUUAGGCUUCGGGGCAAGCAGUUCUAUUUUGUUAAGUAUGUUAUUUGCAAUCGUCGCCAUGUUUCAGUAAUGUGCGGAACUGUACUCUCUUUAAUCACAUGCUGUAAAGAUGCAUUACUGCCAUUAUUCAUCAACAGGAAAUAAAAAGUCCCACUGUUAAACAGCUA
Molecule: messenger RNA, 7012 nt
Organism: Astyanax mexicanus (Mexican tetra)
Lineage: Eukaryota; Metazoa; Chordata; Actinopteri; Characiformes; Acestrorhamphidae
Gene: tanc1b
Product: tetratricopeptide repeat, ankyrin repeat and coiled-coil containing 1b
Exons: 27
Coding region: 146-5740 (1864 amino acids)
Molecular function (GO): protein binding
Source: RefSeq, a predicted model, not a curated record